UAAAAUGUGCUACAACUAGAAUUCUAAUUGAAUUUGAGUGUUUAUUAGGUGUUUGGCUACGAUAGGAGCUCUUGCUUGUUGAAGUGCGCCCGUGCAACAUUUUUAUUGUCGGUAAAUUUGUUUUAUUAACGCACCGUGAAAGAAUACAAUAUGAAUUCCAGCCAAAGCUCUGUACAAGAGGAAAAUGCAAGCAGCGCUAUGCAAGCACCUCGCCGCCGAAAAACUACCAGCAACGAAGAUAGAGAGCGCGUGGUAACGGCGUAUGAAAACGGAGCCACUGCAGCUACGAUUAGCGAAAUGUUUAAUUUGAAAAAACCGACUGUCCAUGGUAUCAUCAAAAAAUACCAAACCCAAUGGCAAAUCGAGGCAAAGAAGUGUGGUGGCAACAGAUCUAAACUAUUGUCGCAGCAAGCCGUAAAUGAUGUUCGGAACUGGAUCGACGAGGACUGCACGGUGACGCUUAAAGCACUCGCAGAGAAAGUGUUCGAACAACACGGUGUUCGAGUUUCGUCCACAACCAUAGCGAGGGAAAUAAAAGGAUUCAACUACUCUCUGAAGAUGGUCAAACUGUUACCGGAGCGACGCAACACACCAACGACUAUCGAAGAAAGGAAACAUUACGCUACACAAUUUUAUGAAAUUGCGCGCGGAAUUCCGGAUAAUGGAUUAAUCUAUUUAGACGAAGUAGGAUUUAACGUCAGUAUGCGUACGCUAAAAGGACGAUCGCAGAGAGGAACACCGGCCACCAUCACCGUUCCACAGUUAAGGACUAGGAACAUCUCCAUCAUUUGUGCUAUGCAUCGGUACGGCGUGCUGCUUUACACCACAAACACUCGAUCCGUAAACCGUGAACGGUUUAUACAGUUUAUUGAAGAACUAAAGCAAACCCUGCGAUCGAAGGACAUUAACAGCAGCUACUUCAUAAUGGAUAAUGUAGCUUUCCACAAAACACCCGCAGUAAGAGUUGCAAUCGGAAAUGAUAGCGACAAACCUUUAUAUCUACCACCCUACUCACCAUUCCUUAAUCCUAUUGAAAAUCUUUUCAGCCAGUGGAAGAAUUUUGUGAGGCGAAACAAUCCUUCAAAUGAGGAUCAAUUGAUGGAAGCGAUUCGGAAUGGAUCCAGGCUAAUAACCGCACAGGAUUGCGAUGGCUACAUUUCGAAUAUGUGGCAAUACAUGUCCCGUUGUUUGAGGGGCGAAGAAAUUUUAGAUUAA
Anopheles stephensi (Asian malaria mosquito) is the source of this 1215-nucleotide messenger RNA. RefSeq lists its product as uncharacterized. Bases 151 to 1215 code for a protein of 354 amino acids. The record is from RefSeq and is a predicted model, not a curated record. Lineage: Eukaryota; Metazoa; Arthropoda; Insecta; Diptera; Culicidae. The transcript is spliced from 2 exons. Gene Ontology annotation, molecular function: nucleic acid binding.